Aspergillus candidus is the source of this 847-nucleotide messenger RNA. RefSeq names its product 40S ribosomal protein eS30. The record is from RefSeq and is a predicted model, not a curated record. Gene Ontology annotation, molecular function: structural constituent of ribosome. Gene Ontology annotation, biological process: translation. The transcript is spliced from 4 exons. Lineage: Eukaryota; Fungi; Ascomycota; Eurotiomycetes; Eurotiales; Aspergillaceae. The coding region runs from base 212 to 403 and encodes 63 amino acids. Gene Ontology annotation, cellular component: cytosolic small ribosomal subunit; ribosome.
CUCCAAAGCAGUUCUCAAAUCUCCCUCUCUCUAAAAGUCCACCUUGACUAGAUAAAACAAAGAAAUCCUGCCUGAGGCGCCAAACCACCCCGCAACCGCGGUUUGCCCACAAGAGUACGAUUGAAUCUGCCUCCCCUUCCCCUUCAAGCUCCGACUCAGUCAACCACCUUUCCUCCAUUUCGAUCCGACAAGCUUCACAUCACCAGCAGCCAUGGGUAAGGUUCACGGAUCUCUCGCCCGUGCGGGUAAGGUCAAGUCUGCGACUCCUAAGGUCGACAAGCAGGAGAAGAAGAAGCAGCCCAAGGGCCGCGCCAUGAAGCGUCUGAAGUACACUCGCCGUUUCGUCAACGUCACCAUGACCGGUGGCAAGCGCAAGAUGAACCCCAACCCCGGCGCCGCCUAAAUUCUCCAUAUCUUCCAACGCGCGACAUAAGAUGAUGCAAUAACGACCGAGCGAAACCCCCAUACGACGGUUCCAUCAUCGUCAUCAUCAUCUGGAUCAAGUUUUGUUUGUUACGCUGGUUGAAGGCCAGAAGGCUCUUUCGCCAGUAUGGUUGUUUCACGGGAAUACUCCCCGGACGGAAUAUACCCGGAAGGAACUCGAACUUGGUUGGAAAGGUUGGGGAGGGCUGCUUCAUGACUAGAUAAUGGGCUUGAACAAUGCAUUUCGAAUGGGAAUUAUUUGUCGGAGUCAGUCAAUAUUUGCUUUGAAUGUCGUAGUCUGGAGGAGGCUGGAGUAGUCUGAAGUUGGUUUGUGCCCCUAUACUUUUGGAGGGUACAAUCGUCAAGCAGGUGACUUGUGCAUAAAUGGCUCGUAUCAACGAAAGCUAACUACAGAUUGACUCAA